Molecule: messenger RNA, 636 nt
Organism: Soboliphyme baturini
Lineage: Eukaryota; Metazoa; Nematoda; Enoplea; Dioctophymatida; Soboliphymatidae
Source: the annotation of a GenBank genome assembly
GUUGAUAAGUUCCCUUGCUUAGAGCGAUGGGAAGCAUCAAGUACAGAGAUUAAUGAUCUAUUCACUGGUAGUCUUAUUUACAUUGCUGGCCUGUUUUCUAAUGAUAUGGGAAUCAUGUGUUUCUACAGCUACCAGAUGAAAGUAGUGAAAAAUAUUACCGUCGAUGCGUUUCAAGGCCGUGACGAUACUCGACCUAACCCGGUAUCCAUUUUGCUAUCAGACGAGAGAAGAUUGAACGUGGCGCUGACUCGGGCUAGGAAGAAGCUAAUAAUCAUUGGAAACAAGUGUGAUUUAUCAGAUUCCUACGAACCUAUAAAACGGUUGAGUCGGUGCUUAGGCGACGAACAGUGUGUUCUGGUCAAGCAGGAAAACGUUGUUCACUCGGCCGAGCGACUGUCCCAGAAUCGCCAUUCGAGCCUAGAUCAGGUGAUUCGCUUUCAUUCCUUCCUUCUAAGGUUGAUAAAUGAAUAUAGACGUUGUGGCAUGGAAUCAGGAGACUACAUUAUGUGCUUGCCACAUUAUGUUGCUUUCGACUUUACCAUUAAAAUAAGGCACUCCUGCCAUAGAACGGAAACAGCUGAAUGUUGCACCAUUAACUUUAUGAAAAGAGGGGUGUCAGAAACGGCCCCAUUAUGA